Messenger RNA from Juglans microcarpa x Juglans regia, 2214 nucleotides. RefSeq names its product aldehyde dehydrogenase family 2 member B4, mitochondrial. Lineage: Eukaryota; Viridiplantae; Streptophyta; Magnoliopsida; Fagales; Juglandaceae. Gene Ontology annotation, molecular function: aldehyde dehydrogenase (NAD+) activity. The transcript has 11 exons. Bases 389 to 1999 code for a protein of 536 amino acids. The record is from RefSeq and is a predicted model, not a curated record.
AUGAUUCUGCUGGGUUUUUUUUUUUUUUUUUUUGUUUCCCCCCCGUUUCAUUUGGUUUUACUUGCACGAGUGAUACCAUCUUUUCGUCUUCAUGAUUUGUGUUUGGAGUCUAGAUUUUUGUUCAUUCUUCAUAAAGUUUUGCUUUGAAUUUUGACAGUUACAGCUUUACUGUAUAUACUCUGUAUAUACGUGUCAGUGUGAAAAUACAGGCAAAAAGAAGAAUAUACAGAUUUUGAAUCAGAUGCUCCUGUUUGCCCUUUUAAACCCCUUUUCAUUUUUAAGGACUGAGAGAAACAGAUUUACAACUGUGACCUGGCAUAAAUAUCUGUUGUAGUUGGGGUGAUGAUGAUGAAGGAAGAUCCAUGGAGGAGUAGACUCGAAAAGCCUGAUGUUUUUAGUGAUGAGGUCCUUAUUUGGAGGUUAUUUAGAAUCAGUGAAGAAAUCCAAUUACCAUUCAACUGGAACAACUUCUUGCCAUGGGAGAAGCAUCAGCAGGUUUAGCACUGCUUCAGUCGCCGAGGAAUUAAUCACUCCCCCUGUUCAAAUAACUUAUACCCAGAAUCUGAUUAAUGGGCAAUUUGUUGAUGCUGCAUCAGGAAGAAACUUUCCAACAUAUGACCCUCGUACUGGGGAAGUGAUUGCCCAUGUCGCUGAAGGUGAUGCUGAAGAUAUCAACCGUGCUGUAGCUGCUGCGCGGAAGGCAUUUGAUGAGGGACCGUGGCCAAAGAUGACAGCUUAUGAAAGAUCACGGAUAUUGUUGCGAUUUGCUGAUUUGGUUGAGAAAAACACUGAAGAGCUUGCAGCUCUAGAGACAUGGAACAAUGGGAAGCCUUAUGAACAGGCUGCACAAGCUGAAUUGCCAAUGCUUGCUCGUCUAUUUCGCUACUAUGCUGGCUGGGCAGAUAAAAUCCAUGGACUAACAGUUCCGGCUGAUGGAGAUUAUCAUGUGCAAACAUUGCAUGAACCAAUUGGAGUUGCAGGACAAAUCAUUCCCUGGAAUUUUCCUCUUCUCAUGUUUGCUUGGAAAGUUGGGCCUGCUCUAGCAUGUGGUAAUACUAUAGUCCUGAAGACAGCAGAGCAAACACCUUUGACUGCUCUCUAUGCGGCAAAGCUGUUCCAUGAUGCCGGUCUUCCUCCAGGCGUAUUAAAUAUUGUUUCUGGCUUUGGUCCGACUGCUGGUGCAGCUCUUGCCAGCCAUAUGGAUGUGGACAAGCUAGCUUUCACGGGAUCAACCGAUACUGGAAAAGUUGUACUUGAAUUGGCUGCAAGAAGCAAUCUUAAGCCUGUAACACUAGAGCUGGGAGGGAAGUCACCUUUCAUAGUAUGCGAGGAUGCUGAUAUUGAUAGGGCUGUGGAGCUUGCACACUUUGCUCUUUUCUUUAAUCAGGGGCAAUGUUGCUGUGCUGGUUCUCGUACAUAUGUACAUGAACGAAUCUAUGAUGAGUUCAUAGAGAAAUCAAAGGCACGUGCUACAAGACGUGUUGUAGGCGAUCCCUUCAAGAAGGGUGUGGAACAAGGUCCUCAGAUUGAUGUGGAGCAAUUUGAUAAAGUCCUUAGGUACAUAAGAUCUGGAAUCCAAAGCAAUGCCACCCUUGAAUGUGGAGGUGACAGAUUAGGCUCCAAAGGCUACUUUAUUCAGCCCACUGUCUUCUCCAAUGUCCAGGAUGAUAUGUUGAUAGCAAAGGAUGAGAUCUUUGGCCCUGUGCAAUCCAUCUUGAAAUUCAAGGAUAUCGAUGACGUAAUACGAAGGGCAAAUACAACGCGCUAUGGUCUAGCUGCAGGAGUAUUUACAAGAAGCUUGGACACUGCUAACACCUUGACCCGAGCACUAAGAGCUGGUACGAUAUGGGUUAAUUGCUUCGACGUGUUUGAUGCUGCAAUUCCUUUUGGUGGGUACAAGAUGAGUGGUAUAGGCAGGGAGAAGGGAAUCUACAGCCUUCACAACUACCUGCAAGUCAAGGCUGUUGUUACUCCUUUGAAGAAGGCAGCAUGGUUGUAAGUAGUGUCUCAGUUCCACCAUAUUGUUGGUCUCACUUUUGGUGUUCUAAAUAAGGACAGCAUACAAGGUAGGCUUGUGGUUUAAGAUGGACAGAAAGUAAUAGCUUCCUCAAGAAAGCUUCUUGAUGGUACUUAACUGCCCCAAAGUUACCUUUGCAUCUUACUGAUACCUUUGUAGUGCUGCAUUACAGUUUUGAGUGAUGAUGUGUUUUGUUC